AUGGUCACUAUAACACAUAUCGAGACCCGGGACGUGAGGUUCCCAACCUCCCUCGACAAAACGGGCUCUGAUGCUAUGAACGCCGCCGGUGACUACAGCUCCGCCUACUGCAUCCUCCAUACAGACUCUCCCCACACCGGUCACGGCAUGACCUUCACCAUCGGCCGCGGCAACGAAAUAGUCUGCGCCGCCAUAACCCUCCUCGCCGACCGCAUCCGCGGCGCCGAUCUCGACACCCUCGUCUCGAACUGGGGCGCCACAUGGCGGCACCUAGUCUCUGACUCGCAACUGCGCUGGAUCGGGCCCGAAAAGGGCGUGAUACACCUAGCCCUCGGCGCCGUCGUCAACGCGCUCUGGGACCUCUGGGCCAAGACGCUGGGGAAGCCUGUCUGGCGCAUUGUCGCGGAUAUGACGCCCGAGGAGGUGGUCAGGUGUAUUGAUUUUAGGUAUCUUACGGAUGCGCUGACGCCGGAGGAAGCGGUGGCGAUGCUGGAGGAGACGGGGAAGGGGAAGGCGGAUAGGAUAAGGGAGGCGGAGGCUAGUAGGGCUGUCCCGGCGUACACGACUAGUGCGGGGUGGCUGGGGUACGGGAAGGAGAAGAUGAGGGCCUUGCUGGAGGAGACGGCUGCAAAGGGGUACCGGCACUUUAAGCUGAAGGUUGGGGGCAGUGUUGAGGAGGAUAGGGAGAGGCUACAGAUCGCGAGAGAUGUGAUCGGGUAUGACAAGGGGAAUGUGUUGAUGGUGGACGCGAAUCAGGUCUGGUCCGUCCCCGAAGCAAUAGACUACAUGCGCCACCUCGCGGAAUACAAGCCCUGGUUCAUCGAAGAGCCCACCUCGCCCGACGACAUCUACGGGCACGCCGCGAUCCGGUCCGCGCUGGCCCCUCUCGGCAUCGGCGUCGCGACUGGCGAGAUGUGCCAAAACCGUGUAAUCUUCAAGCAGCUCCUCCAAGCCGGCGCGAUCGACGUGUGCCAAAUCGACGCCUGCCGACUCGGCGGCGUAAACGAAGUCCUCGCCGUACUGCUGCUGGCAAAGAAGUUCAACGUGCCCAUCGUGCCGCACAGCGGGGGUGUCGGCCUACCGGAGUAUACGCAGCAUCUUAGCACGAUCGACUAUGUGGUGGUCAGCGGGAAGAAGAGCGUGUUGGAGUAUGUGGAUCAUUUGCACGAGCACUUUUUCCAUCCGGCGGUUAUUAGGGAUGGGCACUAUGUCACGCCGAUGGAUCCGGGGUAUAGUGUUGAGAUGCGGCCGGAGAGCAUGGAGAGAUUUGAGUUUCCGGGUAAGGAGGGGGUUAGUUGGUGGAGGAGUGAGGAGGCGAGGAAGGUGUUGGAGGCGGAGAGGAUAUGA
Molecule: messenger RNA, 1347 nt
Organism: Coniosporium apollinis CBS 100218
Lineage: Eukaryota; Fungi; Ascomycota; Dothideomycetes
Exons: 4
Coding region: 1-1347 (448 amino acids)
Biological process (GO): carbohydrate catabolic process; amino acid catabolic process
Molecular function (GO): magnesium ion binding; L-fuconate dehydratase activity
Source: RefSeq, a predicted model, not a curated record